Messenger RNA from Adineta ricciae, 1542 nucleotides. NCBI's taxonomy places the organism in Eukaryota, Metazoa, Rotifera, Eurotatoria, Adinetida, Adinetidae. The record is from the annotation of a GenBank genome assembly.
AUGGAUGACUAUCGAACGAAAACGAUCUAUAGUUAUACUGAUCUAAGCAGUGUAGCUCGAUCGGAUGUGCCGACUGAUCCAUUAUCUAUCUUGUUGGAAGCCCGCUUUGAACCGUGUCAAGUGUGUGGGGAACAAUCAUCUGGUCUGCAUUGCGGCGCGAUUACUUGCGAAGCAUGCAAGAAAUUUUUCCUUCGAUCGAUUAAUGGCGAAGAUCUGAAGUAUAAAUGUGUGAGAAGCAAAGAUUGUGUAAUAACAAGGAAUACUCGUACGCAAUGUCAAUACUGUCGAUUUGAAAAAUGUAAAUUUGUCGGAAUGACAGUGAAAGAAGUUUCAGAAGUACAACAAACUCCACGUGUUGCUGAUAUCUUCGCUCAAAUUUCUUGUUAUGUUUGUCAAGCAUCGUCGAGUGGUAUUCAUUUCGGAGCGAUUACUUGCGAAGGAUGUAAAGGAUUUUUCCGAAGAAGUAUUAAAGAAAGAGCACCAAGCCGUUAUAAAUGUAUGGACAAUGGCACAUGCGAAAUCAGUGCGUCAACAAGAAAUGGCUGUCGUUAUUGUCGUUUCCAACGAUGCAUUAAAGUCGGGAUGUCUGUCGAAGGAAGUCGAAUCGGACGGCAGAGUAAUCUGUUUAAGCAUCACAUGCGAAUGAUGCUUCAAAGAAACGAACACAUUUCGCACACAUCGAUGCUUCAUCUGACGACACCGUCAACAAGACGAAAUAAAAGAUCGACUACGAAACGGACCGUUAGUGGAUCGAGCAGUUCAGAAGAUGAACUAACACAAUCUACAUCGACUGUCGUCGACUACGAAGACCAACUGGAUCGUCAAAGCAAAGAUUUAAUAUCUGCUAUUCAUAAAGCAUACAAAGAAACUCUCGAAAAUUUUCCCGAGUGUUCACAUCAGAGUACACCUUGGCUAUCCUGUAUGAACCAAUUUAAAAACUAUGCCAACCGUUCAGUCAAAUUUGCAACAUGUAUCCCUGGUUUCAUGAAUUUACAAAACGUGACUGAUCAAGUCCAAUUGAUAAAAUCCAGUAUUCAUAGUCUAAUUAUACUUUGUUCACACCGAAUGCUUAAAUCUUCCUCAUGGAACUACUUCAAUGUUACGGAAACCAAAUUGCAUGAUGCAUUUCAAAAUUUCUUUCCGUUUAUCGAAAACAUUCGUUUUGAUGUUGAAAAGGUUCACAUGUGUAUCUCAGCAUUAAAACUCGACGAGAAAGAAUUCACUCUAUUCCUUUCCUUAUUAAUCAUUUCAACUAGUAAUAUUUAUCUAUCGGAAUUUCUCUUAAUCGAUUCUACUCAAACCGAAUUAACUUGUGCAUUAUGCGAUUACAUGGAUCGCAAACGUGGAGGGAAAAAUCGUGACUUUUACACACUGAUGUUUUUAUUACCAACGUUGAGAAAAUUAAAUACUAUUAUACAAGAACAAAUUAAAAAUCAAAUACCGAAAAAUAUUACCUAUCCAGCAUUUUUUUCUCGAGUUUAUCUCAACGAACAUGACACAAAUUCGUACGAUCAUCAAUCAGCUAACAUUAUUGAUGAAUGA